Lolium rigidum is the source of this 1539-nucleotide messenger RNA. Its product is annotated as protein ECERIFERUM 26-like. Bases 1 to 1365 code for a protein of 454 amino acids. Gene Ontology annotation, molecular function: acyltransferase activity, transferring groups other than amino-acyl groups. The transcript has 2 exons. NCBI's taxonomy places the organism in Eukaryota, Viridiplantae, Streptophyta, Magnoliopsida, Poales, Poaceae. The record is from RefSeq and is a predicted model, not a curated record.
AUGCCGACGGCGAUGGCGACGGCGGCGGGCAUGGCGACGGGGCCAGGAAGCCGCGUGACGCGGUACGCCAAGUCCACGGCGGCGUCGGUCACGCCGGUGCGCCCCGGCAAGACGCACACGCUCUCGGCGCUGGACAACGCCAUGGAGCGCCACGCCGUGCACCUGGUGCUCUACUACCGCGCCGCGCCGGGCGUCGACCGGGACCCGCUCAAGGAGUCGCUCUCCGAGGUGCUCUCGCUCUACCCGACAAUGGUCGGCCGGCUCACCCGCGGCGAAGGCGACGCGCCCGGGUCGGGGUGGAUCGUCAAGUGCAACGACGCCGGGGUGCGCAUGGUGGACGCCAGGGCCGCCGUCACGCUCGACGAGUGGCUCGCCACGGCCUCCGCCGACGAGGAGAUCGACCUCGCCUACUUCGAGCAGAUGGGGUCCGAGCCCUACAUCUGGUCGCCCUUCUACGUCCAGCUGACGGAGUUCACUGACAAGUCGUACGCGCUGGGGCUGAGCUGCACGCACCUCCACAACGACCCCACGGCGGCCGCGCUCUUCUUCCACUGCUGGGCCGCCGCUCACCGCCGGAGCACCAGCCCCUACUCGCCCUUCCUCCACUCGCCGUCCUUCGCCGUGUCUCCGGCCGCCUCGCCGCCUCCAGCGCCGCCUAUGCUGGCCGCCAAGUCCACCGCCGCUCCGCCUAGCGCCGACGCCAUGUCGUCCGCCACGUUCCACUUCCCCGCGGACGCGAUGCGCGCGCUGCUGUCCUCCCUCGAACCCGAAACCACCCCCUUCGCCGCGCUGGCCGCGCUCUUCUGGCUCCGCGUCGCUGCAGCUGGUACCGCCGAGGAGGGCGAGAAGGAUCUCACGCUCGCGCUCGACUUCCGCAAGAAGAUGCACGCGCCGCUGCCGACGGGGUACUACGGCAGCGCCGUCCACUUCACGCGCGCGAGUGCCGACCUGUCGUCGGGGCUGUCGGCCGUGGCGGCCGCGCUGGACCGGCGCGUGACCAGCGUGCCAGAGGAGGAGCUGUGGGCCGCCGUGGAGUGGCUGCACGCGCGGCAGGCCGAGGGCGGCGAGCCCUUCCAGAUGUACGGGCCGGAGCUCACCUGCAUGGCGCUGGACCACCUGCCCUUGUACGGCGCGGAGUUUGUGGCCGGUGAGCAGCCCGCGCGCGUGGCGUGCCGCGUCGCCGGGGCGGUCGGCGAGGGCAUCGUGAUCGUCUUGCCGGCCGCCGAGGGGGACGCGGCGAGGGACGUGGUGGUGACGCUCCCCGCGGAGGCGACGGCCAGGAUCUGCCGCGACGACGAGGUGCUCCGGUACGGCGCCAAGGUGGUGGCUGGGACCAAGGUGGAAACAGGGGCCAAAGCCAAGUAGGAUCCAGCCUAAUAAACACUGCUGGUGUUAAUGGUUUCGCUAUGUUUUCAUUUUAGUUUGAUGGUGACGCCUUCUGAUUUUGAUCAUCAAAAUUUGAUGUAUCCUGUUGUGAUGCGUUGGUGAAAUGUACUUGUUGUUUUCCUUUUUUUAUGACAUCGUGAAUGCUAGUCCUCA